Molecule: messenger RNA, 811 nt
Organism: Cetraspora pellucida
Lineage: Eukaryota; Fungi; Glomeromycota; Glomeromycetes; Diversisporales; Gigasporaceae
Source: the annotation of a GenBank genome assembly
AUGUAUAGUCCAAGACUUGGACUUGGCAUACCUUUCCGUUCUUCACUAAAUGUGGGUUCAAAAGUACAAGGACAUGUUAUUGGAAUUGAUUUAGGCACAACUAAUAGUUGUGUAGCUAUUAUGGAAGGAAAGACACCACGUGUAAUUGAAAAUGCUGAAGGUGGUCGCACUACUCCGUCAGUAGUUGCUUUUACUAAAGAAGGUGAAUUACUAGUCGGAGUAACUGCUAAACGUCAGGCUGUGGUCAAUCCAGAAAAUACUUUUUUUGCCACUAAACGCUUGAUCGGACGUAAAUUUAAAGAUUCUGAAGUACAAAAAGACAUUGAUCACGUUCCAUAUAAAAUUAUUGAACAUUCAAAUGGAGAUGCAUGGCUAGCAUCUCGAGGUAAAGAGUAUAGUCCUGCUCAAAUUGGUGGGUUCAUCGUAAGUAAAAUGAAGGAAACAGCAGAAUCUUACCUGGGGAAACCUACGAAGAAUGCGGUCAUUACCGUACCAGCAUAUUUUAAUGACUCUCAACGUCAAGCCACGAAAGAUGCGGGUCAAAUCGCAGGUUUAAACGUACUCCGUGUUAUAAAUGAACCAACAGCUGCUGCGCUUGCUUACGGACUUGAUAAAACUGAAAAUAAAAUUAUUGCUGUUUAUGAUUUGGGUGGUGGUACUUUUGAUAUUAGUAUUUUGGAAAUUCAUAAAGGAGUUUUCGAAGUUAAAUCAACCAACGGGAACACCCACUUGGGUGGUGAAGAUUUUGAUAGUAAAUUGGUUAAAUUUAUAGUUGAUUCAUUCAAAAAAGAGGAAGGUGUUGAUUUAUCUA